CCAAUUCUUUAAGCAUCCAGAAAUGAUGAAAGGCUCUUGGGCAAUAUCCAUCCUGCUACUCUUAUCACUACACAAACCCACAUUUUCCUCAAUCCACCAGAAGCUCUCGGAAUUUCAAAGCAGGCUUCAGAAUGCAGCACUACCUCCAUUUCCAUCACUAGAUGGGUCGCAGAAUGGGGGAGUGUUCUACCCUAUUGCAUAUGGGGCUGAUCCAACUGGGGUGAAUGAGAGCAGUGAUGCAAUACUCAGUGCUUUGGCUGAUGCUUUCAGUAUUCGAAAUGGGGUUGAGAUGUUGCCUGGAAUCACUGAUUUGGGUGGUGUGGUCAUAGAUUUACAGGGUGGAAACUACAAGAUCAGCAAACCCAUUAGGUUUCCGGCUGGUGGAGGAAAUCUUCUGGUAUGCCAAGGGACUCUGCGGGCAUCAGACACAUUUCCAGACGAUGAGCAUCUCAUUGAAUUAUGGUCACCAAAUUCGCAUAAACUCAACACAUCCUCCAUCAAUCCUGGUGAUUUCCCCAUCAUCAAAGCCCAAAACAACCCGAUCUACUAUGAAGACAUCACUUUCAGAGAUAUCCUCUUCGAUUCCAACAACAGCGGAGGUGGUCUUUUCAUGAUAGACACCGCCAGAAUCCGCAUCAACAACUGCUUCUUCCUCCACUUCACCACCCAAGGAAUUCUAGUCCAGAAAGGCCACGAGAACUUCAUUUCCUCCUCCUUUCUCGGCCAGCAUUCAACCGUCGGCGGGGACAGGGGCGAGAGAGACUUCUCUGGCACCGCCAUUGAUCUUGCUGGCAACGACAAUGCAGUCACUGAUGUCGCCAUCUUCUCAGCUGCCAUUGGAGUUUUACUCAGAGGACAGGCCAAUAUAAUCACUGGGGUGCACUGCUAUAACAAGGCUACGGGCUUUGGAGGCGUUGGGAUACUGGUGAAGGCAGGUGGCUCACUUACUAGAAUCAGCAACUGUUACUUGGAUUUCAAUGGGAUAGUGAUGGAAGAUCCAAGUCAAGUUCAUGUCACAAAUGGAUUCUUCCUUGGAGAUGGAAAUGUGGUUCUGAAAUCAGUCCAAGGCCAUGUCCGAGGUCUCAACAUUGUUGAUAAUAUGUUCAAUGGCAACCCCUCGAACAUGAAGGCCAUUGUUGAGCUAGAUGGUCAGUUCACUGACAUUGAUCAGGUGGUUGUGGACAGAAACAAUGCGAUUGGGAUGAGCCCGAAAUCGACAGUGGCGAGAUUGACAAUUCCCGGAAAUGGGACUCACUGGGUUGCAGAUUUCUCCUCCCUGCUGCUGUUCCCAAACCGGAUCAAUCAUUUUCAGUACUCGGUUUACGGUCAAGGGGGGUCUGGGUUUGUAGCUCAUUCAGUGACCAAUGUGUCCAAUAAUAUGCUGGUUGUGGAGAGCCAGAAUCCUAUUCAAGGGCUUGUUUCCAUUGUUGUUGAGCAGUGAAGAUCAAAAUAGGAUCUCUUUCAUAGAUGUUUGAAUCUUUGAUGUUAUUACAAUAUAUUGAUGUUCAUGGUCAUUGGACCCUGCACAUGACUUCGAAUUUUCCUAUCUUUUAACUCUCAGAGGAAGAUAAUUGCAAUGAAGAUGGGUCUCUAGAGAUUUUUGAUGAAA
This is a messenger RNA of Vitis riparia (riverbank grape), 1609 nucleotides long. Its product is annotated as polygalacturonase QRT3. The transcript is spliced from 3 exons. Gene Ontology annotation, molecular function: polygalacturonase activity. NCBI's taxonomy places the organism in Eukaryota, Viridiplantae, Streptophyta, Magnoliopsida, Vitales, Vitaceae. The record is from RefSeq and is a predicted model, not a curated record. The coding region runs from base 23 to 1441 and encodes 472 amino acids.